Molecule: messenger RNA, 1590 nt
Organism: Plasmodium coatneyi
Lineage: Eukaryota; Apicomplexa; Aconoidasida; Haemosporida; Plasmodiidae
Product: KIR protein
Exons: 3
Coding region: 1-1590 (529 amino acids)
Source: RefSeq, a predicted model, not a curated record
AUGGCGCCAGACGACGGUCCUUCGAGUAAUUUGCAAUCAAAGAAGAUAUAUUAUGAAUUCGAAAAAGGCAAAGAAUGUUCCGCAGAGGCGGAGGGGACGGGGAAAUUCAGUCAAGUGAAAACAGGAGUGGAGAGACUGUUGGAAGGACGCACGCACAUUCCUAAGGCUGAUGCCAAUAAAAUUGUGAAGAACUAUUGUGACGCAUGUGGGGGUAUAAACAGAACAGAGAGAGGCCACUACUACGAACCGUGCUAUUCGUUCUAUUAUUGGUUAGGUACAAAAAUAAAGGGCAAAGAAAAAACUGCCAAUGAACUGCACGAUACCAUGCAAAAAAUUUACACUGAACUGAGUCCUUUCAAAUGUAAUAAUAAGUGCAGUGAGAUAUACCUUGCUACCAGCGACAUCCUCCUUGACGAAAGUAAAAAAAUGUUCGAGUUCGGUUAUAACUAUGAAUCUUUAAAAGGGUGGUCAGAAGGUAAGGAAAAGCCCUGUUGGCCAGAAUAUAAUGAACAUUGGGAUGCUGCAAAAAAGGCAUAUGAAAAGAAGGAUGUUCUCUGUGGUACUGAUCAAAAAUGUAAAACAUUUAUGAGUAAUUAUGACCAAUAUUUUAAGGACAGGCAGCAAGCGAAGGAAUUGCCAUGCAAUUCAAUAAGCAAAGUACAGGAACAACCAGAUUCAAAGGACGCAGCUGCCAUCUUAUCGGGAGGAGAGGAAGACGACGAGGAAGACGACCUCGACUACCUGGAAGACGAUCUCCUGGAGGAAGGCGAUGAGGAGGAGGAUCCAUCUUUGGAUGACUUACCCUCAAGGAAAAAGUAUAAGGUAUUAAAUGAGAAGGCCGACAGCGAUAAUAAGGACGAUUGCAACAGUGCAGGGUGGCAAAAAAUAAAAAGUUAUGUUCAGGAUGAAAGUGUUGAGUAUAAAAUUAAGGGGGCCAUGUGCUAUGUAUAUGAUAUGGAUGAUAGUGAACGUAAGAAAGAAGGAUGGUGUGAUUACUCUUAUUAUUGGGUAGGUAAAAUUCUACGGAAGGAAUUUAAGGAUGGUCCAUCAUUUCGUCAAGCUAUGAAGAAAGUUAAAAAAGCAAUGCAGAGGAGUAGAAGUGAUCAUGGGUGCUCUUUCAAGUUUCCAACAAAGGGGAGGACAUAUUUCAAACAGUCGAAAUUUUUGUUUGAUUAUUACAAAGACAAAGAUGUCGUAGUGGCCAAAGUGAAGAGUGAUCAGGAGGAGGAUUGUUCUAACCCAUAUUAUAAAUAUCUACUGAAAGCACAAUCUGCAUAUGAGUAUAUGCAGCCUAAGUGCGAGAAGGACAAUAAGAGUGAAUGGUGUAAGGCAUUUAAGACAAUGUAUGGACAAUGUAAAGAUCCGGGGAAGACGGUCCCAGAAUGUGUAGUGGCAAAUAAACCAGAAGAACCAUGUAAUAGUGGUCCCAAACCUGGAGCAGAAGCAAGUACAUUACUCACCACAAGUGGAACCUCCCCCGGAAGUAACAGCACUAUUACUGCUGUUGCCUCUUCUGCACUCGCCGUGAUGGGAACAGCAUUCAUCACUCUCUUCCUGUACAGAGUAAAUACAGUUACAGUAGAAAUAUGA